UCACCGUGUGAGGUACCAUGAAUUCGAAAAGAGUCGAGUUUCAAGAAAAAGCAAGACAUGUCUCAGAUGCGCAGUCUCGUUAACGUUGGUUGGUUGUAUGUACAUGUAUGUACACCUAUGUUACCCCAACUGCUAGUGAACGAGCCAAAUCGCAGCCCCGCCACCCGAGGAAUUUACACCCCGCGGGGCGCACUAAAUCCGCACCUCAACUUUUUUUUGUAGUCAAGCUCACUUACCAGAGGUGUUGUAACGACUGAACAACUUUGCUCUCACCCCAUGGAGUGCUGCUGACAGGCACAUACUGGGGAGAUGUCUGGGAUAGGACCACUGAUCGCUCUAGACCCUUGAACUGUUUUUGGUUCUCGUAACGCAUAGUCGCUCUUUCCUCACCACCAGUACCUCACACAUCGACCUGCAUAGUACCUGCCUCUUGAAAUCGCACCACGCCAAGAGGAGGAAGAAGCCAAAGCUAUAGACAUCAUGCCGACCGCGUUCCCUUCAACACUCUACUAUCAGACGCUCGGACUCGAUCCUCCAUUCCUCGCUGUUCACUCCUCUCGCACGCAGCGGCCCUCGGACGCAGACAUUAAGAUCGCCUACCGCAAUGCCCUUCUACGGGCCCAUCCGGACAAGAAUCGCGAAGACGCGCAGAACGUGGGCGGACACAAGGGCAGCGAUGGUGUUUCCAGGCCUACGGCCCCGACGAAACAGGGAGCGGGCUACACGGUCGACGACGUCCUCGAGGCGUACCGCGUGUUGAGCGUCAAGGCGUCUAGGGACGAGUACGACCGAUAUCUAUCCUCUGCUUCCAACUCGUUGACCACGAACGGGGCAACGACCGGCGGCGGUGGUGUCGAGGGCAACGACAAGAAAAGAGACGAUUUCAUCCUCGGGCUGGAGGUCCUUGAUCUCGGUGAAGACUUCGAGGAGGUCAUCGCCAGCAAUGGAGGGGAUGAGGAAGAGCUGGAGUGGGUUCGGGCGUGCAGGUGCGGCGAAGAUAGGGGAUUCAGGAUCAAAGAGGAGGAACUGGAGGAUGCCGUGCAGAGUGGAGCGGGCAAUGAGGUCGUUGUGGGAUGUGUGGGCUGUAGUCUUUGGGUUCGAGUUGGGUUUGGGGUUGAAGAGGAUGGUGGAUGAGAUAUUGGAUCGGGACACCUACCCGCCUACUCACGAGCUCUCUGUCUGUGAUGUGUGCAGGUAAAUGAACCAUUCGUUCUAUACUGGGGGUUGACAGGAACCACGUCACUGAUAGGGGAAGUCUGCCUGC
Molecule: messenger RNA, 1264 nt
Organism: Aaosphaeria arxii CBS 175.79
Lineage: Eukaryota; Fungi; Ascomycota; Dothideomycetes; Pleosporales
Exons: 1
Coding region: 481-1134 (217 amino acids)
Biological process (GO): protein histidyl modification to diphthamide
Molecular function (GO): metal ion binding
Source: RefSeq, a predicted model, not a curated record